Penicillium cataractarum is the source of this 3210-nucleotide messenger RNA. RefSeq names its product Ankyrin repeat-containing protein. Gene Ontology annotation, molecular function: protein binding. Bases 1 to 3210 code for a protein of 1069 amino acids. Lineage: Eukaryota; Fungi; Ascomycota; Eurotiomycetes; Eurotiales; Aspergillaceae. The record is from RefSeq and is a predicted model, not a curated record. The transcript has a single exon.
AUGUCGACACAACCCUACCUGUCACUGCUGUGUCCUAAUGGGGUAUUUUCUUCUUGCGAACCCUUCAUCACUAACACCCCACUAGCUCAACCCCUCAAGCAGAUCUGCGGUUAUAAUGACCUUGUCGACGUGUCAACUUUGGAAAAGUGGCAGUUCCGCAAUCGUAAACAGGAACUCGAUCGUUUCGCGCAACUGGUCGCGGAUUUUGGAGAGUCACAGCAACGACUGGUCGCGCUUCUAUACGGACCCCCGGGCCUUGGCAAGACAGAACUCGCUGUUCACGCUCUAAAGUCACUGCCUUCGGUCAGGGAAAUGAAUAUAUUUACGGUGGACGGCGAUAGUGAGGUCACCCUCCAAAAUAGCUUUCGGAACAUAGCAAAUAUCCUUCACAUAGCUCCAUCUCGGGAACAUGGCCUUCCAGCCUUAGCCCCAGCACCUGCGGUAGCACAAUCUAUCGAGGAAACUGUGCGUGACGUUGUUUACCAUCUAGCUAGCACGUCAAUCCCAUGGGCCAUGCUGGUCGAGAGUUAUAGUGCGACAUUCGAAAUCCGCAAAUAUUUACCGGAUAACCCGCGUGGGAUUGUGGUUGUAUGCGCCUCUGACCAGCAUUCGGCGGCUAGCUUACUGGGCGUCCCGGCGCAUUGCAGGUUGUCGGUAUCGCAGCCAUUAAAUGAGAAUGAAUUGUCGAGGUUGUUCUGGAGUACCGUCACUGGCGACUUAAACCAUGUCCCGGACCCAUCAGCGGCUCGAGCGCUCCAGUAUCUGAUUGACAAACUCGGAGCUCAUACGCUAUCAGUGCGGGUUGCAGCCAACUAUUUUGCGCCUGCAGGCGAGGCAACUAGCCAGGACAUACAAGACUACAUGGCGGCAAUCGAUCAUCAGUCAAUAGCGCACAGCGGAGAGAUCAAUGAGAAGCUUUGGCAGGCCUGGCAAGUUAUUAUGGACAAGCUCGAGAGGGAGACAGGAGAGGUUGCCCAAGAUGCCCGGGAAUACUUUUGGCUCCGUGUCUUGUUUUCACAUCACCACUUACCAACGACCCGGCUCUUUCAUAAUGCAUUUUCCACACGUCACGGGAACGAUUGGAUCCCACACAACCAUGGCCCCCGAUUCCUUGGCACCCACGAAGAAUGGCAGAGUAAGCAGCGUUUUGAAAAUGCCGAACGCUUACUAUCGCGGUAUGGUCUUCUUUCCAUCUCCUCUAUCUCGAUGAUCGGGGGCGAAGAACGAGGGACCAAGAUGUUGAAGGCGUUACAUUUGUUCGCAAGGCAACGUCUAAGAAAAGAAAAUCGUCAAAAAAGCAACCCGGCUGACUAUACAUUCGCCGCAUUUUGUGUACUAGGCGAGUCGAUUAAAUGGAGUUUCGCAGCCGAUGAAGUUGCGUACAGACACACCUUGGUUCCGCAUGUGAAAGAGUGUUUGGAGUGGGGUGAGGCUCAUUUGCGUAACAUGGACGCCAAAACAGCCGGGAACGUGCUGUUGAAUUUUGCCGCCGUCUAUGUCGAUGGUGGCCUCUUUCAAAAGGCUCUGGGACUCCAGAAAGAGGCAUUAGAUCGUUUGGAACUGGAAUUUGGGCCGACGUUUGAUAUGACCCUUAAAGCGAUGAGCGAGGUUGCAUCUACAGAAGAUCUUUUGGGCGAAUCCGCCGAAGCUAUGCAGCUGCGUGAGGUGGUUCUCCACUACCGACAGCUACAAUAUCAGGCAAAUAAGAAUGAUCCUGAUGUAGAGCGAAAGUACGACAUCGCUGCAGCCCAAAUAGCCCUCAGCUAUGCUCAAGUUCCCGGGCGGAAGCACGAUGCAAUGCACUAUCGAGAAAUGGUCGUGGAACACGCCACCGCUGUCUAUGUCUCCUCUUCCCAUCUUAACACAAAUAGGCACGGCCGAUUAGCUUUACUGAAAGCUAAACGGGAAUUGGCUAUGAGCUAUCAUGAGCUGGAUCGGCGACACGAAGCCCACCAGUUACGCGAAGAAGUCGUCAAGGAACUUGGCAAUGAACAGCAUGUCUUUGCCCUGAAUGCACGACGUGAACUGCUUGUUAGCAUCAUGGACGCCCGCCAGUUUCUUCUAGCUCAAGACAUGGCCAACAAUACAGUUAAAAGCUCAGAAUACCUACUAGGUGAAAAUCACCCAGACACUGUGCUGGCGCGGACGACGCGUGCUGCAUUGAAAGCCCUGAUGGGUGAGAACGACGUUGCCAAGACUGAGCUUCAGAAAGCAGUCCCAUCAUUGAAGACCUUGCAGGGAGGAAAUUCUUCCACAACUAUUACGACUAUCCAUGCCAUGGUCGACCUAGCCCACGUUCACCGGGCAAUGAAUGAAGAUGGCGAGGCCAUUCGGAUCUUGGACGAAGUUUCUAAGUAUUUUGAAUCCCAAGGUAAUACGUACCAAAAAUUGCGAGUUGAGAUGGAAAUCGCGAUGCUUCUCCAGCAACAAGGGUCGAGGGUCGCCCUCGAUCGUAUGAACUCUAUCAUUUUAGAGUUUUUGGCGCAAGGGUAUCCGGCUCACGACCCAGCGGUCCUCUCAGCGCGCCUACGCCUAGCAGGGUGUUUUCACCAAUUUGGACAUCUCAUUGACGCAGCUGCUGAAUAUGAAAGAAUUUUGGCAUUGAGUUUGGAUGUUAAUGGAGACACACUAACAUCAAAUGGAUUGAAAGCGCAGCUGCGACUGGCAACAGUCUAUGAAAAACUAGCAGCAACAGCCUCGGAUGCACAGACUGACUAUGAUGCCUUCCUCGCGGCGGGAGUAACUUCCCGACUAAUAGAGGGUGAUGACCAGCUUUCUGUGGACGAAGAACUAUCAUUUGCGAGGUUAUUAAAAAACAUCCUUCUCCAUUGCUGCGGAGGCUCAAGUAUGAAGAAUGCAGAGACAUUAGUUUGCCCAACGCCCGAGGAUUUGGGUCAUAUUGUUUAUCGAGGGAUGUCCUGCAGGAUGCUGCGGGAUACAGCCUUGAUGCUUCGGGAAGAGGCUGUCAACUCUGCGGUCGGGCCCGAGCAUGAUUCUAUCGUCAUUGUCAACCAGCUUACAGCUCAAGCGUGCCAUGAAUUGGCCGACAACUAUGCUGCUCGUCGUCAAUACAAUAGGGCAGUAGUGCUUCAAUCUGCUGUGGUUGCAUUUUAUUUGGAGUAUGUGGGGCAAGCCCACUCGGACUCAUUCCUCCAUCAACACCGAUUCCAGCAAUGGACAAAACUUACAUUGUCGCAGCGUGGGGAUUAA